AUGAUUCACGCCGUAGAAAAACAGCUUCAAGACUUGUGAAUUGCCUAUUUGAGCUUUUUGGAUCUAGACGUGAUAAUAUUUGGUAUCUUGAGAUAAGAAACUCUAAACACAACCAUGAAGCAUCAAUAGAUAUAUCUGGCUAUCCGAUUGUUCGAAGGUUGAACACUGAGCAAAAAGAUCUGGUUAAGCAAAUGGCUGCUGCUGGUUCCCGUCUUCGUCAAAUUUUAGCAACUAUACAUCAAAAUAAUCCAUCUUCGAUGGUUAUAUUAAAAACAGUCUACAACACAAUGCAAUCUAUCCGUCAAAAAAGGCUUGAUGGUCGAACACCAGUCCAAGCUCUUCUUUACGAAUUACAAGGAUCUGACAUCAAAUUUGAGUAUCAAUAUAACCAACAAAACCAUAUUACAC
This is a messenger RNA of Racocetra persica, 408 nucleotides long. Lineage: Eukaryota; Fungi; Glomeromycota; Glomeromycetes; Diversisporales; Gigasporaceae. The record is from the annotation of a GenBank genome assembly.